CUUAUUCUGGCGCCCACUCGAGAGCUCGCACAACAGAUCCAGAAAGUGGUGUUAGCCUUAGGCGACUACAUGAACGCCCAGUGCCACGCCUGCAUUGGCGGCACUAAUGUGCGCGAAGACAUCCGUAAGCUCGAGAUGGGCGUCCAUAUAGUGGUCGGCACUCCCGGACGCGUCUACGAUAUGAUCACGAGAAGGGCUUUACGUCCGGAUCACAUAAAGAUCUUUGUGUUGGAUGAGGCGGACGAGAUGUUGUCCCGUGGUUUCAAGGAUCAGAUCUAUGAUGUCUUCAAAACAUUGAAUCAGACAAUUCAGGUGAUCCUAUUGUCUGCGACAAUGCCGGCGGAAGUGCUGGAAGUGACCAAAAGGUUUAUGAGAGAACCCAUUCGUAUUCUCGUGAAGAAGGAA
Messenger RNA from Oppiella nova, 405 nucleotides. The record is from the annotation of a GenBank genome assembly. NCBI's taxonomy places the organism in Eukaryota, Metazoa, Arthropoda, Arachnida, Sarcoptiformes, Oppiidae.